This is a messenger RNA of Micropterus salmoides (largemouth bass), 6496 nucleotides long. It is a transcript of the gene nphs1, whose product is annotated as NPHS1 adhesion molecule, nephrin. Gene Ontology annotation, biological process: cell-cell adhesion. Gene Ontology annotation, cellular component: cell-cell junction. The record is from RefSeq and is a predicted model, not a curated record. Gene Ontology annotation, molecular function: cell adhesion molecule binding. Bases 106 to 4389 code for a protein of 1427 amino acids. NCBI's taxonomy places the organism in Eukaryota, Metazoa, Chordata, Actinopteri, Centrarchiformes, Centrarchidae. The transcript has 29 exons.
CUCACUUGUGUUCAGAGAGCCAUCUGUAGAUCAGUAAGACAAAAGGCGCUCCUGAGCCUUGGCGUCACUCAACAGGAUUGUCGAAGAUCAAGUGUCAGUGUUGAAAUGAACUCCUUGUCAGCAUGGACGGUGUCUCCUUCAGCUCUACCCUUUCUCUGUCUCGUCUUGGGCACACAGGCCCAGCAGGCCUUCAGGUCUGAGCCCAGGAACGUCACCGUGCCGAUGGGAGCCACAGCUGUGUUGAGGUGUGAGGUGCUGCGGGCCUCAGGGACUGUGCAGUGGGUGAAAGAUGGCCUCCUCCUGGGACAUCACAGAAGCCUGCCAGGCUUUCCACGAUACAGCAUGAUUGGAAACCCCCAGAGAGGGCAGCAUCAUCUUAAGAUUGAAGCAGCCCAACUGGAAGAUGACGCCCCGUAUGAAUGUCAAGCGGGCCGGUCUGAGAGCAGUCAAGCAAUCAUUUCCAUAACAGCCUGGGUCAACGUACUAAUUCCUCCUUCCAAGGCACACUUGGAGCUGGACAUGGCAACACCUUGGGUAGCAGGGAAGACGUACACCGUCACCUGUAUUGCCACUGACUCAAAGCCCUCGGCUGAAAUCACACUUUAUAAAGAUGAAGUCGAGCUGACAGGUGGAGAGUCUUUCACCAUGUCUGGCUCAACGGAUAAGCUCCUGAACACGCAUGCUCAAGUAACGGUCACUGCUCUGAGCUCUGACAACGGGAGGCAGCUGGCAUGUUAUGCCAAGCACCCCGCCCUUUUACGGCCUGUGGAGACCACAAUGACCAUGAGCGUGUACUUCCCACCUCAGCCUCCAGUUAUUCUAGGUCUGGAGUGGGAGGAAAUCAAAGCAGGGACAAUGCUCAGGUUGGUGUGUGUGUCUCAUGGUGGAAACCCCCUAGCCAAUCUCCACUGGACCAAGAAUGGAGAAGUUCUGUCCACUAUUUGGCAGGAGGACAUUGUGAUGCAGAAGUCCAGCAGUAUCCUCAACCUGAAGAUCACCCCUGCGGACAACCAGGCAGUGUUGUGCUGUGAGAGCAUCAAUCUGGUGUCCCUGUCACCUCUUUCUCUCAGCCGCAAAAUCACUGUGCUCUUUGAGCCUGCAGAGGUGACACUGUUGGGAUCGUUCAAGGCAACUGAGGGGCAGGACUUGAAUCUGACCUGCUACGCCAGCUCCAGUAAUCCCCCUGUCCAGAUCCGCUGGUGGCUGGGCUACAAGGAGCUCAACUCCUUUGUUGUCACUAUGGAAGAGGGAGACAAUGGUGGGAUGACAACCAUGUCCAACAUAACCCACCGGGUCUCCCGGGAGGAGGAUGGGCUGAAACUCACCUGUGAGGCUUUCAACAGGGGAACACACUUCUCCAAGAGCCAGAUCUCCAAACUUACUGUGUACUACCCCCCUCAAAAGGUGUGGCUCGAUUCUCCUCCUCAAGAUGUCCCCCUUCGUUCAGGAACAACAGUCCGUCUCAUCUGCUUCUCCACUGGAGGAAAUCCCACUGGGACUCUGACCUGGUUUAAGAAUGGAAAGGCUGUGACUGAUGCACUGAAGCAGACUUCCUUUGAUCGGGGUGUGGCUCGGGAACUGGUCCUGGUCCUGACAGCAAGUGACAACAUGGCUACCUACCGCUGUGAUUCCACAAAUAAGGCAAAGAAGGCCAUCUCUGCAGACACUAAGCUCAUGGUUCACUUUCCAGCAGUAAGUAUCAACAUCACAACCAAACAGGAGGAGCUACGCAGGGGUCAGAUGCUAACCCUGGAGUGCGAAGUUGGAAGCAGUAACCCAAAAGCCAGCAUCUUCUGGAGAUUGGGCGCACUCAGGUUCCAGGGAGUGGAGCAGUCGCCUACGACAGCUAAGUUUGGCGGUGUGUCAGUGCGCAGUUCUCUUUCCCUGAAUUUAAGCUCACAGCACCACAAUCAGAGGGUAAUUUGCCAGGCCUACAGUCCUGUGUUAGAGGAGGGGGCUUACACAUUCUUCAAACUCCAUGUGCUCUACCCACCAGAGUUCAGCCCCAAGCAGCGAACGCAGGUCCAGGUGGUGGAGGAUGACAUGGCAACCAUCCCGCUGCUGGUCUCAGCUAACCCAGAGGAGGUCUCCUGCAUUUGGCGGCAUCGCGGGAAGAAGCUGGACAAAGAGAAGGAUCCGCGCUUCCAAUGGUCGCUGAUGAUCAAGAAUGUGACGAAGAAAGAUGCCGGACUUUACACUGUGGAGUGUACAAAUGAUGAGGGUGUCAACCAAACCUCUAUCAGGCUGGACGUUCAUUAUGCUCCCAGUGUCAAGGCAGAGAAAGACCCUGUGUUUGUGAACCUGGGGGAAACAGCAGACCUGAUAUGUGUGGCGGAUGCCAACCCCAUUAUAUCUGGCAUGUUCUCUUGGAAAUUGCUGGGAGAAGAAGAGGUGGAGAUGGGAGAGGAGACUCAGGAAGAUGAAUCUGGCCUUCUGACCAUCCAUAAUGUGACUCGGGCUCAUGCUGGUCUUUACCAGUGCACAGCCAAUAAUGGCAUAGAACCCCCUGCCACUGUAGAUGUGCAGCUGGUAGUGCAAUUCAAACCAGAGCUUCAGAAAGGAUCCCGAUGGAGUAAGGUAGCAAGUAGAGGAGAUGGCACCACUACAGCUGAGAUAGUGUGUCAGGCAGAAGGUAUCCCUCGUGUCGACUUCUCAUGGGAGAAAAAUGGUGUACUCAUGGACUUUGCAAACCCCAGGUAUGAGAUGCGUACCAUGAGGGAGGGCUCCUUCCACACCAGCACUGUUCGAGUAGUAAAUGUGAGCGUAGCCCUGGACUAUGCUGUCUUCAGCUGCACUGCUCGCAACUCACUUGGGGAAGACAAGCUAGACAUCCAGCUCGUCAGCACAAGUCAUCCAGAUCCCCCUUUAUCAUUUCGCCAAGUCACGGUCACCCAUGACUCAGUCACUCUGGAGUGGAUCCCUGGGUUUGAUGGGGGUUUGCAGCAAAAAUUUCGUAUAAGAUAUCGUUGGGAUCAAUCAGCCAGUUUCCUGUACGUGGACGUCUUUCCUCCCAGAGCAACGACCUUCACUGUCACUGGCUUGCAGCCUGUCACCACCUACAACUUCUCCGUCAAUGCCCUCAAUGCAAUGGGAGAGAGUGGCUAUGCUGACAACAAUGCAGUACUGACCAUCACCACCAAGGAGGAGCCAGAGUUAGAAGAAGACCCAGCAGAUGAUGACUCAGUCUCACGGAGUGCAGGUGGACUGUCUGCCUAUUUGACAGUAGUGUCCACAGUGGUGUUCGGAGUCAUGCUGGUAUGUAAUUCACUGGGCUGCUUCUUUGGAUUGAGGUGGAAAAAGAGGCGAGGCCAGACAGGUAACCAUAAUGCUCUUUUCAUCUGCGGAUAUGAAAGCAUUUCCUCCGUCACUAUCUGUUAUUACGAUGUCCUGAUUCCUCAACAAAACUCUAAAAAGAUUACUCCAAACCAUGAUGCAAUUGUCAGCUCAGCCUCUCACUCUCUUCUCAUCUCCCCAUGUCCCUCUGUCUAUCUGUCUAUCUGUCUCCUCUUCUUGUGCUCAUUCUCUAAGCCUCCACCUCCUGCCACAUUCAUCCUUCAAAGCUGUCACUUCUGUGUUCCAACCAUAUAUUUUAUCUCAUUUGCUAGCGUUAUGUUCUUCCUCUGUCUCUCCUUCUGUCUCUUUCUAUUUGUUCUUCAGUCUAACUCUCAGGUUCUCACCUCUCUAUCUCUUAUUUUUCAUUCCUCACCUUCCUCUGCCCUCUGGUUUUUACGUAGAUUUUCACAGCUUACUUGUCUUUCAUUCACUCUCACUCUUUCGCCCUAUUAUUGCUCUGAGACGAUGCUCCUCCCUUCAAGUUCUAAUUUCCUAAAACUAAGCCUCUUUUCUCCUGUUCCCAUUCCCCCUGCAGGGGGUAGAGGAGGCAGUGCGUUGGAUGGAAAGAAGAAUGAAGAGGAGGGGUCCAGUCAGUCAACUGUAAGCAACUCCAAUAAGUAUGAGAGCAGAGAAAAGAUCAACACUGCAGCCCAGCACACCCUCCUCAUCGACUCUGGAUCUGAAACUGACAGCAACGUCUACGAGAGCUAUGUGCCGGAAAGCUCCCAUUAUUAUUACCCCACCGGUGACUACAUCCCGCCUCUCAGUCCACACACUGAGGAAACACGCAAGCUUGAUGUCACCCGCCCGCCCGUGGACUGCCACAGCCAUUUGUAUGAAGAUGUAAGAGACGGGGGCCUGUACCAAGACAUCCUGUUUUCCUCUCUUCCUUCCCCUCCACCCUUGUUUGACCACAGAUUCCUCCCUCAAAGGAAUGAGUGGAGAUCAUCAACCUACCCUCAGCGUGGUACUGAGAGAGUGAAGGAGACCAUGGAUGUUCGACAACUGCAGAGGGAUUCUGAUCUUCCCUUCGAACUACGAGGAGAAUUAGUUUAGAAGUGGUCAGCUCAAACAGAUACGCUAUGGUCAACAGUAGUCAUUGAGUACAUAAUUGUACAGCAGAUAUUGACUACAGUGCUAUUUAAUUUAUUCUUUUUGAAUGGUAUCUCAUAAGUCACCGUGGUAGAGCUGGAAUUCUUGUAAAUGUUAUAUAAUACAGUAUUUCACUUUCAAAGCACUGAGUGGACCUAGAGAAAACUAAACAAGCUGAACAGUAGCAAGGUACAAUGGCAGACUGAUAUGAAAAAAAAUAAUUUGAAAGCCUCAAUAACCUCAAUCAAGAAUGAUACUACUGCUAUUCACGGACAGUUUAUACACCUGUUUAUUUUCUUCACCCUCUGUGAUCUUACUCUAUCCACCUCCUCCCUUGACCUCGCUUUCAUCUUUCAACUUUACUCUCUUUCUUGGAGCCAAGUCAUGCCCCCCCACCCCCAACCCCCAACUCCCGCUUUGUCCUGCAGGGAGACAUGAAUCAGUCAGUUAGAGAUAAAAAUGCACUGACACCGCUGGUUGGCGGUGAGGCGGAAGCAGUUCAGAGUCAUGGUGCCACCCAAGCAGACAUCAUCCUUUUUGACCCAUCCAAUGUCAACAUUUUCCAACAUUUAUCCAGAUGAGAACCUGACAACAGUAGCCCGUCCCUCCCCUGUCUGAGUUUCAAACCUCAUGGUUAGUCUGUGGGAAUCCCUACAAAUGGGAUAGUACUGGGUGGUAUUUAGCAUGGUUAUGUCUUCAGGAGGUAAAGCCAUAUCUAGGGCCAAACUGUAAUCCUGUUUUCUCUGGGAUUGAAGUUUAGCUCACAGCAUCAGUGAGAGAGAGAAACCAUGCAGGGAAUUUGUCUCACUGAGGGUGGACAAUCAAAGAGAGAUAGAGACUGUCAGAGAGGGUAAGACUAAGCGGUGACUGUGGCUACGGCUACAAAAAACUCUCCUCUUUUUUCCCUUUUCAAUUUUGUACCAAAUUGUAGUUCAAGAAAAAACUGGUCACUUUACUCCACAGCCUAUAAAAUAAUAAAACUUUUAUUUAUAGAGCACUUUUCAAAAUCAAAGUUGCUUUGCACGGGAUCAGGAUCCUAUGCUUCCAGGGUCCUAUUAGCAUGUGUGUCUCUUGGUAUAAACUGUAAGAGAUUGGUACGGGCUAACUUCACAGUUCAAAUUGCAGAAGAAUUUAAGGGACAUGGAAAUUUCAAAUGGUAAAAAUCUGUUCUGCCACGGUGGAUAUAUCGGUCUAAAGUCAAAAAAACUAUCUUGCCUGCAAAUUUGAGGGCAUAUGUUUCAAGAAUUAUAAUAUCAGUAGGCUGUAUAGGCUGUAAGUGGUUGAUUUCAACAUAUUGACUUUUCAAAAGGAUAUUGAGAUGGGGAACAUAGGACUCUGGGAGCAUAUGUUCCUGCUUUGGACAAGACAUCUAAUUCAAAUUAUACAAAUGGUAAAACCAACAAAACCAACAGUCUAAAAGAGUCUACUGCCAUGCAGCAUCUCUGUGGAGCUGUACUUAAGCACAGCAGUUCCUUGAGCUUCAUGCUAACAUCAGCAUGCUAACAUGCUCUCAGUGGCAAUGCUAACAUUGUGAUGUUUAUCAGAUAUAAGGUGUAACUGUUUCACCAUUUUAGUUUAGCCUGUUAACAUGCUAACUGUUGCUAAUUAGCACUAAACACCUACAACUGAGGCUUUACAUAUAGAUUACAAUAUAAGGUGUCUUCCUGUAUUAUAACAGAGUUUGUGUGAUAUAUGAAAUUGUUUAACUUCAUUAUUUAAUGUUUACUCUGCAGAGAUCAGAAACCCUGAAGAUCUCAUUUUGUUUUAGCUUUUUGUUGCCUUGUUUGUGUGCAAAUAGUCACUGGGCUGUUAUUAUAUCUGUACACAGAGAAGUUAUGCUUGCACCACGUUCCUGUUUCCUGCUUCUGCUUUUCCCUCAAGCAAUAUUUGUCACAUAGCAACAUCAGUCUCAUAGUACACAAUCUCACACAUAACGCAGUCAGUACAGAUGACACAUGUAUAGUCCAGUGAGACACAUGUAAAGACAGAGGUGUAUAAUUUUCAUUUACUGUAUAUUCACAGUAAUGUGUUGUUACUGUAAAUAAAAUCAUUAUAUCUAUGGAAAUAUUUA